Messenger RNA from Bradysia coprophila, 7960 nucleotides. It is a transcript of the gene cno, whose product is annotated as adherens junction formation factor afadin. Gene Ontology annotation, cellular component: adherens junction. NCBI's taxonomy places the organism in Eukaryota, Metazoa, Arthropoda, Insecta, Diptera, Sciaridae. Gene Ontology annotation, molecular function: cell adhesion molecule binding. The record is from RefSeq and is a predicted model, not a curated record. Gene Ontology annotation, biological process: signal transduction; regulation of protein localization.
GUCCGACGCGCAUCUGGAUAAUCUAGACAGUGUGUGUGCUCUUUAUGUUUUUUCUAAUAAAUCAUGUAAAAAUGUGAAUUUACUUAGUGCAACCAAUGAUUUUAUACCGAAAAUACCACAGUGAUAUCAUAAUCAAAGACAAUUAGUGAAAAAUCAAAAUAUUUCUGUGUGAAAUUCGUAUUUAAAAAGUGCCCCAGAGUGGCAUGUAACAAAAAUCAUGUUUUAAGUGAACGGUGCAAAGAUAUAUGAAUAUAGGAGCUCCAUUGAAUACCAACAGCAAUGGUAUAGAAAGUGAUGGUCGUAUAUGUUUGUGUGCACCUAGCAAAAAAAUUGGAUUCGACUUUAAUAUUUCUUAUAAAAAUUCUUGAGAUCAUAAAAAUUCAUAUACACGGGACGACAGCAUAAAUAAAAACAAGGUCGUCCCAAUGACAAUGACAUCGAACGAAAAACGUAUGCUAGAACGGGAGGCGUUGCGUUCCGUUAUUCAGCAAUGGAAUGCAAAUCGUUUGGAUUUAUUCGAACUAUCUGAACCCGACGAGAAUCUACAAUUUCACGGGGUGAUGAGAUUCUAUUUCCAAGAUCAUGGUCAAAAAGUCGCAACGAAGUGCAUUCGUGUGGCUUCUGAUGCUACCGUGUCUGAUGUCAUAGAAACUCUAAUUGAAAAAUUCCGGCCCGAUAUGCGAAUGUUGUCUUUGCCUAGCUACGCUCUGUACGAAACACAUUCGAAUGGUGAAGAUCGUAAAUUGAAUCCGGACGAAAAGCCAUUGCUAGUCCAAUUGAAUUGGCACAUAGACGAUCGAGAAGGACGGUUCUUGUUGCGCGACACAAUGUUGAACAUAAAUGCGUUGGAAAAUCCGGACAUAAAUUUCAAACGAAAAUUGUCGAAACGCGAGAAAAAGGAGCAGAAAAAGAAGGAAAAAUUAGCAAAACUAAAUUCCAAUCCGGCCGCCGAUACAGAGAAUCAUGUUGCCGAAAAACUCUACAACGAAUUGCCGGAAACAUCGUUCACUCGGUCCAUAUCCAAUCCGGAAGCGGUUAUGCGACGACGGCGACAGCAAAUUCUGGAGAAGAAACUACAACAAUUUCGAUCGAGAGACGGUGGUCCCGACACUGGUGGAACGUUAAAGAUCUAUGGCGAAAGUUUGUGUCAAGAUGUACCUUACAAAACAUUGCUGUUAUCGAUUCGGGAUUGUGCUCAAGCGGUAGUUAGGGAAAUGUUAGCAAAAUACGGUCUGGAGAGUAGUCCACUCAAUUAUUGUUUAGUUCAGGUGAACAGUGACGGCACAGAAUACAUUUUAGAUGACGAUGAAUGCCCUCUAUCGAUACUAAUGAAUCAUCCGACAUCCAGAGGUUCCAUCAUGUUCCACGUCCGGAGACGCCCGGCUGAUUCACAGCCACGGCGACGAAAGAAAAAACCACUUGGCGUACAGAACGGCAGCAAUAACGUUACCGUCGAACGAGAAGGACCAAUGCUGGUGGAAAUAACACACAGUGGAGAUGGGGGCCGUCGCGUGAAAUUGACUGCCGAACCGGUGGAGGUCGGAUCAGCUAAUACGAAUCCACUACAACUAUUUGGACCAUCAAUUCAGCCACGUCACUGCUUGAUUUCAUUGCACGAGGGCGUGUGUACGGUUACUCCACUACAUGCCGAUGCAUUAACUUUUGUCAAUGGACAUCACAUACAGCAGCCAACAAUAUUGCAUAAUGGAUCGGUUGUAAUGUUCGGUCGAGUAGCAUCUUAUCGAUUUGUCGAUUCACAAUCGGAUGGCCGAUUCAAUUUAGCAUUGUCACAGUCGCAACUGGAUUCGGCCUGUCUGUACGAGAGCCGAACCGCAACAUCACCUUCAUGGCACGAAGAGGAUCGUUUUAUUAGUCCAGCCCAUAAUACUAUGGGCACAUCACAAGUCCAAAAGCCAAAUUAUUUAGAAUCUGAUACACGGUCGCUAUCAAUCGACGGAGCGGCCGAUCACGGAAAAUUCGGUUACACCACCACCGCCACCACAACCACCAACAAUAACAAUCAAUUUGCACAAUCGUCACUGGGACACCGUAAUAACAAUGAACCGACAACACAAUCUAAUGACACCAACAAUAAAAAUCUGAUUGUCGACGAUAAGCAAUCGGAAUAUGAACACGAUGCAAAUACUGAGACCGAAACGAAAUCGGUUUCGAGCCAAAAGUCUGAUGCAUCGAAUCCCGAAGCAAGCAGAACCAGCAAAAUGCAACCAACCGAAAUAAGCGGACAGGAGCCGAUUUUGCCAGCUGUCCUAGAAUUUCCAGAAACUUAUCAAGAUGCAUUCCUCUCACAAGUCAUUUCUGAACUUGACGUUAAUGUACCUAAUUUUAAAUUAGCUCCAGUCUACACACUCUACUUGUGUGCCAGAUAUCGAGCAUCUACCCACUACCGUCCAGAUUUACAACCAACUGAAAGAGCACAUAAAUUAACUAUUUUCUUACACAAUGUGGCCAACAUAAUUUAUAGCAUCGUUCAGGAACAGUACCAAGAUCCGAAAAUCCUGUCCUUUUGGAUGGCAAACAGUUCCGAGUUUUUGCAUUUCCUGAAAUCCGAUCGACACAUAUCAGCAUUUAGUGUUCAAGCUCAAGAAAUUUUAACCGAAACCGUACAAAAUGCUUUCCGAAACCUUGUCAAUUGUUUUCGUUCUGAAUUGUCGCAAACAUUGACGCAAUUUCUAACCGAACAUAUCGAUCAUGAUUCAGCGGCUGGAUUGGUCCUGACCGUCUUGGGAUCGGUUAUGGCACUGUUGAGACGUUGCCGAGUAAAUGCGGCUCUGACCAUUCAAUUAUUCUCGCAAUUGUUCCAUUACAUCAAUUGCAUUUGUUUUAACAAGAUCGUUACAAAUCCUCACAUGUGCAUCGAACAUUGGGGCAAAGUAAUUAGCGAAAGAUUGCGCAUCUUAGAAGUGUGGGCCUUGCGUCAAGGAUUAGAGCUAGCCGCUGAAUGUCACUUAUCAAAAAUCAACCAGUGUGCAGACUUUUUAAUGGCAUCCAAGUCCAAUGUGACUGAAGUGCAAAAUUUAGCAUGCCGAUGCUUUCGCCUGAAUUCAUUCCAAAUGGCCGCUUUAUUGUCUCAAGAGAAAAUUCCGAAAAAUCUGGUCGACACAGCUAUUCGCAUGGCAGAAUCAGUUGCCGACGAAUUGGCACGUGGUGAUGGUCGAGAGGUUACAUUAGAAGAAUCGACGGAGUUACCGUUAGCUUUACUGAUACCAGAAGACGGUUUCAGUUGUGAUGUAGUACGCGGCAUUCCACCAGGACUUGUUGAUUUUGUUAGUCCUUUACAAGCCGCUGGCAUGUGUCGAUUAGCAGCUCAACCAACGAGUAUUGGAUUGUGGACGGUAUACAUGCACCAAUAUAAUCAACGGUCAACUAGUGCCAUGUCAAGUAAACAUCCACAGCCAGAAAUCCAACAAAUAAAGUUGCAUAAAAACUCAAAUGGAAUGGGAUUGUCAAUUGUUGCAGCCAAAGGUGCUGGUCAGGAGCGUCUUGGAAUUUAUAUUAAAUCGGUAGUCCCUGGAGGAGCGGCUGACGCUGACGGCUAUCUACAAGCCGGCGAUCAGCUACUCAAAGUCGAUGGACAAAGUUUGAUUGGAAUCACUCAAGAGCGAGCCGCCGACUACUUAGUUCGUACGGGUCAAGUAGUGACUUUAGAGGUAGCAAAACAAGGAGCUAUUUACCAUGGAUUAGCAACGUUGCUCCAGCAACCGAGCCCAGUUAUUCAGCGAGGUAAUCGUCGUGUAUCUGAACGAGACAUGUCUCGAAUUGGUGCCGAUAUGAAACCCCCCUUGCCAAUGCAUGCACACCAAUUACCAAAUAGCAAAUCAACACCAGCACUUCAUCAUGUCGGCAACCAAAGCAUGGCUAGUAACAAAUCUCGAAGCAUUCAUAAUUUGACUGGAAAUGUGGAUCACAGUUUCUAUCAAAAUCUAAGUGCAUGUCGAGCUCAAAAUCAAAGUCAACCGAAUCUAGGAGAAAGAUCGCAAAUUGCAACUUCUCAGUCGACAAUAAAUUCACCCACAACUUCAACAUUAACAUCGAUGAACCAAACAACUCUAAACCGUCCAACUUCAGCCUAUUUCAGUAGCAAUAAUACGAGUAAUUUCAUGCCUUCUUCACAACAUCAACAACCAACACAGCAAAAUACGAUGCCUUAUAUAAUUUCCUCGCAACAACAAACUCAGCAACAGAUUUCGAAAGUGGAUUCUCUCCACCAACAACAGCAACAACAACAAGAUUUAGAUCAACAUCAACAACAACAACAACAACAAAACGGCCCCAUUAUACCGGGAAAUUUGUCCGGUCAAACAAUGAUGAUGAACAGUCGGCAGACGAAGGCGAAUUUCCAUCGCGACAACCAAUCGCGUAUGAACCAAAUAAUGGCUCCGUCUAUGCCAAACAUCGCCCAUUCCAGUUUUGCAUCGAACAUAUCUGCCAGUCAAAGUAUGCAGAAUGUGAACAUGAUCAAUCCGUACAAUCCAUUGGGCCAUUCCAAUUUGAUGCAACAGCAAAUAAAUGUGGCCACAUCGCAUCCACACAUCUAUCAACAAGAUUUCCAGCUCCAAUCGCAUCUGUUACAACAACAACAAUUGAACCAAGCCACUUUGAUGCGUGGCAAAUUAAACGAUAUGAAUGAAAUGCUGAAACGACGCAAUCAACGUCAACAGGAAAUGAUGCCAAUGCAUUCAUUGGAUGGCAGUGAGCAAAUUAGCCCGGUGAAACAACUGCCACCGACGGCACCAAAACCGCAAAACCUUCGACAAACACAAAUGUUCAAAGAGGAACUUUCACCACCAUUACCACCAACUGCAACUCAUCCGUUAUUCACACCGACAUCUAGUGCUGGCCAAAAUCCAGCUAUGAAUCAAAAUUUGAACGCAUUCGGUGCAGCUCCCCAACCUCAACCGCAAAAACAAUUUCACGGAUCAAAUCCGUGGGAACGGGAAGAGCGUGAAAAGGAGCAGCAACUUCGUCGAGAUCAGGUGCGCCAAUGGCGUGAUUUACAGAUCAGUGAAUUGAGUGGUCAACAGCACCGUACACACAGUGAAGACGAACAAUUGAAAGCUUUAGUCCUAGAACGUGAUUUUGAACGACGUGCUCAGGAGACGGACGAACAGGAUGACAACAAUUCCUUUGGAAAAGAUAAUAUCGUCGAAGUGGUUCGUUUGUCGCAGGGUGGUGGUGCUCAUCUACCAAUCACAACAACACUCACCACAAUGAAGCAGGCCGAUAUCAAGUCUAUUGUACCAAAUAACGAUAACAGCUCGGAAAUGAGCUCAUUCCCGAACUAUCCAGCCCAGCAUCAUGGCAACAUUCAACCAAAAAGCAUUUUAAAACAUAAUAGCAAUCGUAACGAGGAAGCAAACUCAAGCAGUCCAUCCUCACCAUCCAAACAAGCAAAAUCGACAAGCUUUGCAGCCGAUGAUCGACUGGUCAGCGAAAGUUCAAUUUCUCAUAUGGCUCGUGAUUUGUCGAACCUUAGCUUCAACAAUUACGAUUCCAAGGAUGUAAACGAUCAAUUUGACAUUAUAAGUCCACCGACACAACCGGCUCGUCAAAUAACACCACCUCCGCCGCCACCCGAACGUAAUUCAUCUUACGCCGUUAUGUCGCAGAAACAACAACAAACCAUUCGAAGCAGCCUCGGUGGACCGGUUCAGUCAUCGAUCGAGCCGCAAGCACACGUCACUCCACCAAUGCAACAAACAAAAAUUCUCAAUUACAUGAACACCAAACGAACGGUUGGUCCGUCAAUGACAUCGACUAGCAACAACAAUAACAACAACCAGCCGAAUAUGCCAGUUGGUUCGGUGACGCAAAUGUCUUUGUCGGCUAUGAUGGCCAAUCGCGACAACAAACGAGUAUCAUUCCAUGACGAUGACAACAAUUUCAUCGAAACGAAUCCAAUGAUACCGGAAGAAGCCGAAUUGGAUAUCAUCCGCGAUUCGAAUCGUUACAUACAAGAGUCAAUGGAUGCAAUGUCUCCGACAACUCCUGAAAGUGAGUUAUGGAAUUCGUCAAUGCAACCAACUCCGGGCGUGAUUGGAGCACAAGAAGUUUACAGAGAUCCACGGACAAGACGACUUCGCGAAAAGCAACAACAACAGCAACAACGUUCCGGCGAGGUUCCCGAAAAGCUAUCGUUCAAGGAAAAAAUGAAAAUGUUUGCCUUGGAAUCGGGUGAAAAUCAAACUCCCAAAGAUAAAUUGAAAAUUUCCAGAGCGCAGCGAGACAUUGAUGCUGUCCAUUGAAAACAGUAAAAUAGAAGACGGAAAGAGGAUGGCGCGCGUUUUUUGAAUUUGAUAGACAGAACGAAAGAAUUUUACGUUAAAUCAGAAACGUAUGACAAACAUUGUUAUUGCAUCAUUAAGUCCAUAGAGAUCAUUAUUAUUAAUAACCAUUUUGCAUUUCAUUUUUUUUUACUUUACUACCAAUUUAGGUUUCUCCCACAUGUAAUUUUAAACUUUUUACUUUUUUUUAAAAAACAAUUUUUUUUAACAAAGAAACACUUGUCAUCGAAUGUAAUUGAGAUUAAGUUAAACACAACAGGACUCUACGAAGAUUGUCAUAAAACGAUAACUGUUUUGAGAUAUGCCGCCGUACACAUUUCUUUAAUCCUUUUAAUUAUUAAGUUUGUCAAUUUUGCCAUAAUUUUUUUUAUGUUCAUUUACUCAACCUUUUCCGACACGAACUCACUUUUACGUAGCUCGACUAAUGUAGAGUUGCAUGUUAAAUUUUUGUUUGUUCAAUGACUCACAGAAAAAGUUAUACGAAAUUUAGCUCAGGAGAUUGAAGCAGAAUCUAUAGGCUAAAGGUGAGGAUUACAAAGCUUUGAAAAACUCAUAUUGAACCAGGACCUAGUUUUGGUAGAUUUGUUUAAAGUUACCGAAAUUUGCCUUGAGCUUUAAUUUCAAAUAAUUCGUCCAAAUAUUCUCCUUAAUAAUUCACUUCCUUCUGCCUGCUUACGGUUCUAUUUAAUUUCGAUUUUAUGUUUUCCAAUUCUAUUAGAAAUGUCGUAUCAAAAAUUGUAUUCUGUGAUGGGGCACCAACUUACUUCAUCUAGUUUUGCUUCGUUAUUUCACAGAAUUUGCAAAAAGUGUCCCGAUUUUCAUCGGAAAUUGUUGUUCCGUUUCUCAUCUUCACAAUCAAGCUCCAGCUUCAUUUCAUGACGUCCAAUUACUAUCGAUGAAAUUUUUACGAAAAAAGGCUUCAGUCGACUGAAACAUUCGUCAAUUUUAAUAUGCAACCGACCAAUUAGAUAUUCAGAAUGUGUGGUGAUGUAUGGGAGAUUUUGAAUGGCAUAUCGAGCGUCGUACUCGGGGCCUAUAACUUUUUUAAGUUCAAGUUACAAAUUCUUUGUAAUUUCCAUUUUUUUACAUUCUUUAGCAACUAACAGAGAACACACUAUUAACCUAUAGGGCUUGAUUGCACUUUGUGAAAACAGUGCUGUAUUAAAAUGCUGUUUUUAAUGUCUUUUUAACUAAUCGAAUUGUUGUUGUUUCGUAGUAAUUUAUAAACAAUUUUAAAGUUAUCACCUUAUCCCGCACGUUAUAAAAGCCUUAGCACCAGACACACUGACACAUUAUAUCACACACUUACCAAUUAAAUGCAAAAAAUUUGUGUUCUUGUCGCAUUACUAUCCAGAAACGAACUCUAUAACUGAGUUUAUUUCAGUAAAAUUUACAACAAAUACACACCGAUACGAAAGCUAAUUUUAUGCAGCGUUUCACAAAGAUAAGUACUCGGAAUCACGAGACACCGACAAUUUAUUGUUGCAUAUCCGAUCGGGUGUGUGAAAUAAUAACACCAGGUUCAGGUCCAGGUGUUGUAUACAAAGUGUUGAUCUCCUGAAGCUUAGCAUUUUUGUUUGUGGAGAUUCAAAGUGAAUGGAGUAACUGAUCAAAGUGAAUUACAAAAAUGUAAAGUACCUUUCAAGUAGUAUACAAUU